ACGCCAUUGCCGCCAUACUGCAUUAGAUGGAUUUUAGUCUUGCUUUGCUUGUUUUCCGUGCACUGAACUUGGAUCGAUGAUUGUUUUUUUUUUCCUUAUGCUCUUCAUUUUGACAGCGCUUGAGCUUCAUGAAAUGACUUACUAUAGACUCACUCACCAACUCACGCACGGAUGCACGGAUGCACGGAUGCACGGAUCCACGGACCGUAAAAUACAAUCCAAUGGACAAAAAAACAUUAAGUACAGCUUCAUCAAAACACAUAACCUCCAAUCAAACAACACUGACAGUAGAUCAGCUAGAUAUUGAAAUCUUGCCAAUAAUAUACGAAAUCAUUCGAUGUUUCGAGAAAGAUCCCACAGACAACGCAGCCAAACAACGUGAGUCACAGGAUUGCAGUCAAAAAGUGAUUGAACUGCAACGUCGUUUGGAUAACGCUCGUUCUCAAAUAGGUAGACUCUCAGGUAUCAACCACAACAAGGAAGAACAAUUGCAUCGCUUGGAACUACUACGAAAUCAGCUCAAACAGAAACAACAUUUAAUUAAGAAAUACAAAAAUAUUCAAUUUUAAAUAUGUUUCGAUAUCUUUUUAACCGAUUGGCCAGCGAAAAACUCAUUGAAUAUCUAUCGGAAACGUACGUUAUAAAACGAGCAGCACAAAUGACCGUUGCCGCAUAUUAUAAAAUUUCUGGUGAAAAGCGAUUUAGUAAUCUUUUUCAACCGGGAAAAUUUCUAAAUUCAUUUAAGGGACACUUGAAAAAGGAAAUCGAGGAUGUGCAACGUGAAGUUAGGAAAAAACAAAAGUAGUUUCACAUCGGUGUCAAUUUUUAUUUAGAAUUAACUUGAAUUAAAAGCAUUUUUCCAAAUAAAUUGAAUAAAUAUUAUCUACUUGCGACCAUUGUAUAA
Messenger RNA from Sitodiplosis mosellana (orange wheat blossom midge), 904 nucleotides. It is a transcript of the gene MED9, whose product is annotated as mediator of RNA polymerase II transcription subunit 9. The record is from RefSeq and is a predicted model, not a curated record. Bases 180 to 569 code for a protein of 129 amino acids. Gene Ontology annotation, molecular function: transcription coregulator activity. Lineage: Eukaryota; Metazoa; Arthropoda; Insecta; Diptera; Cecidomyiidae. The transcript has 4 exons. Gene Ontology annotation, cellular component: mediator complex. Gene Ontology annotation, biological process: regulation of transcription by RNA polymerase II.